Messenger RNA from Erigeron canadensis, 912 nucleotides. RefSeq names its product DELLA protein GAI1-like. NCBI's taxonomy places the organism in Eukaryota, Viridiplantae, Streptophyta, Magnoliopsida, Asterales, Asteraceae. The record is from RefSeq and is a predicted model, not a curated record. The coding region runs from base 13 to 762 and encodes 249 amino acids. Gene Ontology annotation, biological process: regulation of DNA-templated transcription. The transcript has 2 exons. Gene Ontology annotation, cellular component: nucleus. Gene Ontology annotation, molecular function: sequence-specific DNA binding; DNA-binding transcription factor activity.
UUUGAGAUCAGGAUGGGUAUGCAAUAUACAAUUUUGAUGCAAGAUCUUGCAAGUGAGUGUGAAAUUGCGCAUUUGAAGAUAACUGCUGUAGCUACAAGAUUGGAAUCAAAGAGAAAAGAUACAUGUAAUCAACUUGCUGAAUUUGCAGAGACAAUGAACAUCCCAUUUAGUUUCAAGAUAGUUAUGAUAGAAGACAUGUUGGAUUUCAAUGUAAAUCUCCUCGAACUCAAUGAUGAUGAACAGGUGGCUGUCUACUCACCUUUCCUAUUAUCAUCUAUGAUUGUAACACCAAACCGUCUUGAGCAUCUCAUGCGAGAAAUUCGGAAAAUCAAUCCUUUUAUAACACUUGUUUCCGAAGUUGAAGCAAACCACACUUCACCAGAAUUUGUGAAACGUUUCAUAGAAGCACUUUUCUUCUACGGUGCAUUUUUUGACAGUAUGUCAGAUCAUUUAGCCGAUGAUGAGUUUAAUAGAAAGGUUAUGGAGUCUAUUUUCUAUGGCCAAACCAUCCGUAAUAUUGUGGCUGCUGAAGGAAAGGAGAGAACAGUUCGGCAGGUUGGCAUUGAUGUUUGGAGGGCGUUUUUUGCUCGUUUUGGGAUGCUGGAAGUUGAACUGAGUGAUGCGUGUUUGAAUGAAGCAAAGUUGUUGAUAAACAACUAUGAUUGUGGGAAUUCUUGUAUGGUUUCUGUUGAUAACAAAUGUUUUAUUGUUGGAUGGAAAGGCAUACCGAUCUUUUCUGUUUCUGCUUGGAAGUUUGUCUGAUGAUUAUUGGAGGUAUCUGGUGCAGACAUCUAGUUUCUGAUGGUAAACUUAGUUGUUUCAACAAAAGCAAAAACAUGUUUCUAGUGUUAUUGUUUUCUUAAUGUAACAAGGCUUUAUCAGCUUAUGAAAUUAGAGUUUUGUUAAUCUUUG